AUGAAACCCUCAACUGCUUCUUCUUCUUCUUCUUCUUCUGCAUCCUCUUUCUUAAGUGCUUCUGCAUCUGAUUAUAUACCCCCAAACUCAAGUGCUUUUACCUCAGCCGAUGAACUCUCAGAAGUCUUUGCGAAUCUUCAGGUUUAUAGUUCUUCAGGUUUCUCUUCUUCUUCUUUACCUGCUGCUCCGUUGUAUUCGGAUAGCAUCUGGGCUGUUGACAGUUUAAGUAAUGGUGGAUAUGGCUGCUGUUUUAAUCCUGGAAUUUGCUCUUCUUCAAUCAACAACUUCCUAGAUGCAAGUCGUUUCUUGUCCCGCCCGCCAUCGAUCCUGGAACCCGGCCUGGAGAGUCGAGGAAACUCUUUUCCAAUGUCAGGUGAUGAAUUUUUUAAUCUCGGAGUCAAUGGAAUUCUCCUGAUGGCAAAAGAUGAACAUGGCUCGAAGUUUCUCCAGGAAGUUAUGUCUUUCCAAGGCGAUUCCAGGAUUGUUACCAGGGUGUUUGAGAUGGUGCUGGAGUUCACCCUGGAAGUGAUGACAAGCCAAUAUGGACGUUUUGUUUUCGGAAAAUUGAUUGAAUCCUGUAACCAAGAUCAACUCCAAGCGAUUACCUUCAAGAUUGCAUCGGACGAUAACUUGUUUAUCAAUGCAUCCAGGGAUAAAAACGGUUCUUCCUGUAUCAAGAAGCUCAUCCGAAUUCUUGGCAAAACCCAGAAAGUUUUCCUGGAAGAAAUCAUGUUGACAUUAGGAAAAUUUUUUCAGUUUCUGAUGAUUGAUAAAACAGGAUCCUCUGUAAUCUUACUCAGUCUAGACAAAAUUUUUUCCAAGAAGAAUGAUUUUGUAUAUCAAGCAGCUUUAGAACAUUGUCUCACAGUGGCAAAUAAUGAACAAGGAUGUGUCUCCAUGAACAAGUUCAUCGAUGAGAUGAGAGGUCCACGCAGAAAACAAAUUCUUCUUUUGAUUUCGAUGAAUGCAGCAUACUUGGCGAAGAAUCUCUAUGGUAACUACGUUCUGCAGCAUGUAUUAGACCUCGAGGAUCCUGAACUUAUCAGGAGAAUUUGCUUGGUGCUGAGAGGCCGCUUCAUCGAUCUUUCCAUGAGAAAGGGAGGGAGUCAUGUGGUAGAAAAAUGCCUCAAAUAUGAUAAGUUCAUGCCUGACAUAGUUGAGGAGAUUAUGGGAAGCGAUCGAAUUGUGCAAGUUUCGAAUCACAGUUUCGGAAACUAUGUGAUGCAAACAGCAUUGAGGGAAACACUGAGAGUGAAUAGAGACCUCCAUGGGAGACUUGUGAUGAAGCUCAAAGAACAUAUCAAUGAUCUCCACCAAUUCGGACAUGGCAGACAUGUUUGUAAAUUGAUUAGAUAGUAUUGUGAAUGUGUAGAAGUACAUUUUGAAAGUAAUUUUAUGUAUCUUUGAUGUAAUUUAAUUAUGAAAUUUAAUGUUGGUCUGCAAAUUACUGAUUGAUUAGCUAAUGUAUAGGCCUUAAUUACUUGGAUGUGUUGAGAUGAUUGUUAAUAUUUGUCAAAUAAUAAGGAUUGCAUAUUUAAUUA
Mangifera indica (mango) is the source of this 1541-nucleotide messenger RNA. RefSeq names its product putative pumilio homolog 19. Gene Ontology annotation, biological process: post-transcriptional regulation of gene expression. The record is from RefSeq and is a predicted model, not a curated record. Lineage: Eukaryota; Viridiplantae; Streptophyta; Magnoliopsida; Sapindales; Anacardiaceae. Gene Ontology annotation, molecular function: mRNA binding. Gene Ontology annotation, cellular component: cytoplasm. The transcript has a single exon. The coding region runs from base 1 to 1356 and encodes 451 amino acids.